AUGGGCAAACGAUCCGCUUCCACAUCUCCCAGAGCUUUGAAACGUCACAGCCAUGCGCCCUCCGCUCCACAAGAUUCUUAUAUGGUUCAGGCCGCCGACACUUGGAUUGCCAUAGGUAACUGCGCAACCACCAUUGGAAUGAUUGCCGUUGCAAUGAAGCUGUUUGAGUCAGCUUUAACACACACACCCGAUUCUGUGGAUGCUCUCAUCGGGUGGAGUUUUCUGCUCCGAAUGAAUGAUAUCAGCGCCAAUGAAACCGUCGGGUCACAAACAUCGAUCCAGCGCCUCACUAGAGCCGCCGAGCAAUUUCCGGAACUCACCAAGAGCCUGAAGUACUACCGCGAGCUCACGGAAUCAUACUUGUUGGUUGGACUCAAUGAACAGGCACACCAGCUGAUCCAACUGGCCAUGCAACUCAAACCCAACGACCCUGCCCUCUGUCUCUUACUGGCACAGACACUUAUCCGCGCUGGCGCAAGAGCUCAGGCGGCCAUUGCUGCUGCUGACGGCAAUAUUGAUCUUCUGAUUGCAGAGUUGACCGCUACACUCCUGUUACCACCUCCACCAUUGGCCCGUGCUGAUGAGUACAUUGCACUCUGGUGUGCUUUUGCAACUGCGAAAGAGCGGGCCAACCGUAUUGAUGAGGCGUUGGAGGCCUGUGAACGGGCCGAGGUGGCAGUUGGUCCUUCUCCUCGCAUCCUCAUCACUCAUGCAUAUUUGCUUUUGUUGAACUUCAACAAGGAAAACACUGAGAAGGCUGUGGAUCUCUUAACAAAGGUGGUUGAAGCUGAGCCUCAAGAAUUGAGAGAGCCCAAGGAGUCUGAUGACGGGAACGAGAAUUCGCCAGGCGACUUCUUACCUUGGUACUUGCUUGGUAAAGCCUAUAAUCUUCUUGACCUGCCUCGUGCCGCAUACGACUCCUACCAGAUUGCUUUGAGAAGGGCCUCCAGCCUGCCAAUAACUUGGUUGGCAGUGGGAAAGCUUUACUUGGAGUUGAAACAACUUCCCGAUGCCUUAGCUGCAUAUUCACAGGCUCUUAGACUUCAAUUGAAUGAGAACCUGCCAGGAACUGCCGCUGCAUGGGAAGGUUUGAGUUGUGUCUACGAACGGUGUGACGAUCAGCUUGCGGACGCUGCUGAUGCCUGCUCCAGGGCCGCGAUGUGUUUCCGUGCAUUCCACGACAACGAGACCGCAGAUUACUACGACAAUAGAGCGAAGAAGUUGCAAGCAGCAGCACAGGGCAAUGGCCCUGUGCCGAGUCUCACACAGCCGCUGGGUGUACCCAACUAUUUCCUUCGUGAUUUAGUCACUUUGUUACCUUCGGAGCGGAUUGCCUUCGUCCAAGGGUCUAACAAAGCACCAAAUGGCGAUGCUAAACGCGAGGGCACAAAUCCUGCUGCUCAAGAUCAACCGGCUGGCCGGGACAAAUAUCCCCAGUAUGGACCUCCUUCAUAUUCAGAUGCCCCUUACCCUGGACGCAACCCUCAAGGAAGAAGUUAUGAAGGUCCCGUUGCUGGUGAUGGCAUGCAUCAAAUGGGAAGAACGAUUCCUCCACCAAUGCCCCCACAACCACAGCAGUUUAACAAUUCACCAGGCCCUCCACACCCGGCAUAUCCUCCUGACAGAACACCACAACAAAUGCACCAGCUUGCACAGCCUUUCAAGCCUGACAAUAAACUGCCAGGCCAGCCUACACAGCUCCCUCCUCCGGGCCCACGUCACUGGGGCUUGCAAGAGCCAAUGGCUCAUCAGGCUCCACCGCACAUUUAUCAAGGUCAGGUACCACUCCAGGGCCAGUACCCACCUCCUCCUAAUGGUAUGAUGACGCCACCAUCAAUUGCGCAAGGACCAGGCCAGGGUCCCCAUCGGUCACCAUUGGCGCAUCCUCAUGUAAUGGGCGAAGGCUACCCAGUAGCUAAUCAUCCAGGGUAUGUAUAUGGGCAGUAUAUGCCUAUGCAUGGAGGCAUGCUAGCUCAUGUUCAGCCGUAUGCCGGCACGACGAACUGGAGGCAGUAA
Sungouiella intermedia is the source of this 2016-nucleotide messenger RNA. The record is from the annotation of a GenBank genome assembly. Lineage: Eukaryota; Fungi; Ascomycota; Pichiomycetes; Serinales; Metschnikowiaceae.